UAUUCAUUAGGUCUGACCAUUUACGUACCUUACACACCAUGCUUACCUGAAUAAGAACAUGGCAGCGUGUUUGUUAAAAUCGUGUCGUCUGGCUCUUCCUCGGGCACAGGGUUUUCUAUGUCAUGAAAGAGGAUUAUCUUCAAGUAGCAUUAUAUCCAGCACAGUAUGCUCAUUUUCCAGAAGACAGGCUAUAAAAGCAGUUUUGUCAAAUUCUGCCUGCAUUUAUCAAAAGACUAAAAAACUACAACGAGGCAUGAUGUCCAGCAGGAUCAUGGGGCGUUUGUAUUGCUCGUCAUCGGGAGUCUGUUGGAACUGUAGCGCUGAACUCUCGCGGUCUGCGACCUCCAGUGGAGGCCCCCGCGUCGGUGCUUUAUUUUGUGCAUCGUGCAAUAUGAUCCAGCCGCUGGAGGAUGGAUUGAACAGUUUUCAGAUUAUGGGAAAAGAGGAGAAGUUUGAUAUGGAUGUGCAAGAUCUGACUAAUAGCUUCAGGGACCUUCAGAGGCUUCUGCAUCCAGACAAAUUCAGCAAUAAAUCAGAGAUAGAACAGAGCUACUCUGCUGCACAGUCAUCGGCUGUGAAUCGAGCAUACAAGGUGCUUCUCAAACCACUGUCAAGAGGACUCUAUUUGCUUGAGCUCAGAGGGUUCUCGAUAGAGGAAGGGGAAAGCAACAUAGACCCAGUAUUCCUCAUGGAGGUGAUGGAAAUCAAUGAACAGAUAGCCGAUACUGAUGAUCUAGACACCAUCAGGCGAAUGGGAAAAGACAAUUCAGUGAUUUUAAAUGCCCAUCUUGAUGAACUGCAAGCUGCUUUCAAUAAAGCUGACUAUUCUGGAGCCCGAGAGACGUUGAUGAGGUUGAAGUACUAUGCCAACAUCGAUGAUAAAGUGAAGGAGAAGCUGGGCACCGACUGAGAUGCGACAACAGAGGAGACCCUGUCAGUCACAUCCAACCUUGUGCUUUCAAGUCAAGUCUGAUCUCUCAGGUUUAUUUCAUUUCUGGGCAAGUCAUGGCUAUUUGUCCAUUACAUUGUAUUUAUUAACAUUUAUUUCCCUCUCAACAGUACAAUAUGAAACACAAUGUAUAUAUAAUUUAUAUAUGUAACAAUGAUUUCAAGAUAAGAGUAUACAGUAAAUAAUUCAGAUAACAAAAGGAAGUUAAAACCUGAAAAGCAUAGCUUGAGUUGGGAAUGCCCAUAAUAAGUUAACACAGUUACUGAGAGAACAUUAUAAAUAUUAUUUUGAAAAUGACAUAAUGUAUAACAGAACAUUGAUAGGAAAAAAAAAAAAUAGUACAUUGCCAACUAUGUCAAAGGUUCAUGUUGUCAAAUAACUAUAAAUGUAUUAACAGUAUGCAAAUGAACUCUGUUGUCUUUUGGCUUCCUACAAACUAUGGCAUCGAAGAAUGAGCUGCAUACAGUGUAAAUAUGUGGGUGCAUAACUUUAAGACACCUGUUUUUCUUUGACAAUUUAUUUACUGUUAUUUAGAUAUAUGUUUAUAUUUUGUGUUGUUUAUGUACUUGAUCCGGACCCCACGGAAGACUAGCUUUCCCAUGUCAGGUAAGCUGAAUGUGGGCAAUCCACCGUAUCUCAUUUUUAUUAUGUGUUUUGUACGGAAAGAAAUACUACUACUACUACUCCAAGACCAGCACAGCAACCCUAGUACAUUGGUCUAACAUUAGACCUAGACCUAGUUUCAGCGAAACUUCUUCAAUAGCCUUGAUACGGUUGAAAGUCUACCUGCAUUUUCAACUUUUCAGAAAUAGAAUCACUUGCUCUGAGCUAGUAGUUCAGUAAGUCUAGAUCUAAGUUAGAUUUAGAUCUUGGACCCUAAUUUAACGAACAUUUAGGCUCUCCAAAGCAUUGAAAAUGUUCAUAACAAGACUACAUUACGAGUAGACCCUGAUCUUGUUAACCUACACAGGUCUUAAUAAAGCUAUGCACACAUUAAAUUUGUGGAAUGUGACAUAAUAUGUGCGCAAAAUUUUUAGUUGUGAAUGGAUCAUUGUAAAUUAUUACGGACGCUACAAAAAAAAAGUAAAAAUCUCUAUUAUUGUUCUUGAUCUAUUUAUCAUUCAAAAGAAUUGCCUAAGGCAAAUAUUGCCUCAAAACAAGCUCAAAAAGCACUACAUAUUAUCGUUUUCGAUAAAGAAAAUAAGUAAAUUCCAGAGUGAAAAAAAUAUAAGAUUUUUUUUUCUUACUGCUAAAAAUGUAUAUUAGCGUGAACACCUAACAGUUUGUUGUGAACUUGUGAUGGGUGAAAGUUAAUAAAAUUGUAAGUGUACAAGAAUAUAAGGAAGAAGAUCACAGAAGAGUCAGACAUUUUAUUUUGGGAUUGAUAAAAGUUAAGCAUAGA
This is a messenger RNA of Strongylocentrotus purpuratus (purple sea urchin), 2351 nucleotides long. Its product is annotated as iron-sulfur cluster co-chaperone protein HscB homolog. The transcript is spliced from 6 exons. The record is from RefSeq and is a predicted model, not a curated record. Bases 59 to 910 code for a protein of 283 amino acids. Gene Ontology annotation, cellular component: mitochondrion. NCBI's taxonomy places the organism in Eukaryota, Metazoa, Echinodermata, Echinoidea, Camarodonta, Strongylocentrotidae. Gene Ontology annotation, biological process: protein complex oligomerization; [2Fe-2S] cluster assembly. Gene Ontology annotation, molecular function: protein-folding chaperone binding; ATPase activator activity.